This is a messenger RNA of Lolium perenne, 1105 nucleotides long. Lineage: Eukaryota; Viridiplantae; Streptophyta; Magnoliopsida; Poales; Poaceae. The record is from RefSeq and is a predicted model, not a curated record.
AUGGCAACCGCCGCCGGCAAUAUGCGCGCCGCCUCGACCCGCGCGCCGCCGAGCAUACGCACGCCGUCGCUCGACCCGCGCGCCGCCGGCAGACGCACGCCGCCGGCCGUACGAGCGCCGCCACUCGACCCCGCGCGCGCCAGCUUAUCUGCCAUAGCCAUUGUGUCUCCAACCCCACCCUCCCCACACUCGUCCUUCCCCUUCCCAACCUCCGCCCACCUCCUUCCCUCCGGCGGCUGGCCGCACCUCCUCCCCCCGGCGGCUGGCUGCGUCCCUGCGCCGCCUCCUCUCGCGUGGCAGCACCGCUUCUCUAUCCAAAUCCUGACUCCUCCCUCAAAAAAAUCUUCUCCAUCCCCGUGUCCCCCUUUCUUCCUCUCUCCCUCACCUGGCUCCUACCCUUCCCACCGAUGCAAGACUACCCCUGCCUCACAGAGCGCGGGGAUAAAUCAAGGCGGCGUGCGGGUCGGAGAGAGGGAAGGAGGCGGGCGGGAGCAUGGUUGUGGAGGCGGCGCGGCGACCGGAGAGGUCGGCUGGCGCCCGCCCUCGUCCUCCAUCCGGCACAGCUACGACGUUCCUGCACGGCACCCGUUCCCCCACACCACCGCACGCACCAACUACCCCGCGAAAUCAGCAGCUCAUCCCCGCAGUGUAAGGCAAAAAAAUCCUGGACCGAAGACACCCCUACAUACAUCCCUCGCAAUUCCCCUCCUCUGUUCUCAGCCACGGUGGCGCUUGCCACUGCAUCCUCACCACCACUUAUUUCUGGACAUAGCGGCGGGUAAGCAGCAGCUGGACAAGUGGCGCUACAGCGGCGACCUGAUUUGGGUCACGGUGCACUGUGCGGGCUGAUACCUAAGAUUAACCAGAAUAGAUCGCCACAGGAGGCUCUGUGAUGAUCGUAUUUUCCUACAGAACAGUUUGUGUUUCCGAGUUUUUUUUAGAUAGCCGCUGUGUAGUUUGAUCCUCAGUCCUACAUUUUAUGUUUCAGAAAAUCUGACCGUGCCGUGUGUUAGUUGUCAUUUUAUGUAAAAAUUUUAUGUAAAAAAGCAUACCGUGACAUAUGAUGGUUGGCGUUCAAUAAAUCUGCCUUGCGUAGAUGAGCAAA